This is a messenger RNA of Sceloporus undulatus (fence lizard), 2530 nucleotides long. RefSeq names its product succinyl-CoA:glutarate-CoA transferase (gene SUGCT). The transcript is spliced from 14 exons. Gene Ontology annotation, molecular function: catalytic activity. The record is from RefSeq and is a predicted model, not a curated record. Bases 50 to 1396 code for a protein of 448 amino acids. NCBI's taxonomy places the organism in Eukaryota, Metazoa, Chordata, Lepidosauria, Squamata, Phrynosomatidae.
AAAAGGGCGGGUGGGCGUGGCUCUGCCGCCUUCGGUCAGGGCUUCAGGGAUGCUGGGAAGGAGCAGCGGCGGCGUUUUCCGCCUCAAGGGAGGCUUCCGUCCCUCCCCGGUCCCCCUGCCUUGCCCCCGGGCCCCGGGGCUCCCUCCCUGGGCUGGCAUCUCCGGGGGCCCCCCUCCAGGUGCCAAUAUUGGGAAACCACUGGAGGGCAUACGGAUCCUUGACCUAACAAGAGUACUUGCUGGACCAUUUGCUACUAUGAAUCUAGGAGACCUUGGAGGUGAAGUAAUUAAAGUGGAAAAACCAGGAACUGGGGAUGAUACAAGAUCGUGGGGACCACCUUUCGUUGGAAAUGAAAGCGUUUAUUUUCUCAGUGUAAACAGAAAUAAAAAGAGCAUUGCUGUUGAUCUGAAGAAUCCAAAGGGAGUGAAGAUCAUUAAAGAGCUUUCAGCUGUCUCUGAUAUUCUUGUGGAAAACUACAUCCCUGGAAAACUGGCUGCGAUGGGCCUGGGUUAUGAAGACAUUAACAAGAUUGCUCCUCAGAUUGUUUACUGUUCAAUAACAGGCUAUGGACAAACUGGUCCAAAGUUUCAACGAGCCGGGUAUGACUCUGUUGCAGCUGCCGCCUCUGGCCUCUUGCACAUUACAGGGACUGAGGGGGGUGAGCCAGUUAGGCCAGGAGUUGCUAUGACUGACCUUGCCACAGGACUGUAUGCAUAUGGAGCGAUUAUGGCUGCACUUCUUCAGCGACAGAAAACAGGGAAGGGAAUGCAUGUGGACUGCAAUUUGCUAUCAUCUCAAGUUGCCUGCCUUACCUAUAUAGCAAGCAAUUUCCUAAACUGCAAAACAGAAACCAAACAAUGGGGCACUGCACAUGCAAGUAUUGUUCCUUACCAGGCUUUCAAAACAAAGGAUGGCUAUAUUGUGGUGGGAGCUGGAAAUGAUCAACAAUUUGCCACUGUUUGCAAGAUUUUGGGUUUGUCUGAAAUCAGCCACCAUCCCAAAUACAAAAACAACCAGCAGCGAGUGCUAAAUAGGGAAGAACUGAUUGGAAUUUUGUCAGCCAGGUUCUUGGAAGAAGAGACCACCAAAUGGCUAGAACUCUUUGAAGGUAGCGGUGUUCCAUAUGGCCCAAUUAACAGCAUGAAACAGGUGUUCUCAGAUCCUCAGGUUCUUCACAAUGGACUUGUUAUGGCGAUGAAUCAUCCAACCGCAGGGAAGAUUGCUGUUCCAGGGCCAGCUGUGAGGUACAGCCAGUUUGACGUCUCUGAGCCAAAGCCACCACCUCUUCUUGGUCAGCACACAUUGGAGAUACUGAAGGGCACAUUGGGGUACAAGGAUGAUGACAUAAAAGAACUACUUAGCUCUGGAGUGGUUGCUCAACAUGAACGCAUAUGAAUGCAUUUGGCUCCCAUCCGCAAUGAAAAGGAAAUCUUCUUGAAUCCUACUAGAUAUUAUCUCUUCACUUUUCACAACCUAAUGAAAGAAAUAUGAUAAAUCUUCUUUAUAUUACUUUAGCUAUGAUUUAAAAUACACUGACCAUCAAUCUACCAACCUGCUGGGUUUUAAAUGAUCUGAUUUUGCUACAUGAAAACAUAACUACAUAUUUUUGUAAAGUUCACACUGCCCAACAGUUAUAAUUCUAGGGAAUAUGAUUUUAUUAUGGUUGUAAUAAUCCCAAAUAUUAGAUGCCCACAAAAACACAGGAAAAUGGACAGGUAACAGUCACAUUUGAACACUAUAUUUAAAGGUGCCUUUCUGCUUAAAACAUUUUAGCAUAAAGCCACGGAUUUGAAAAAAAUAGGUAUCCUCAUGAUUCAUUUCAACCAGGAGUUCAAAAACUUUGUUGAUCUAUUAUGUGUGGGGUGUGUGUGUGUGUAGGGAGAGACAAACCUAUAUGAGGAGAAGAGAGAGACCCUGAUAAGAUUAAUUUAGCUAGGAUCAGGUUUGCUUGUGGUGGUAUUUUCUUUCCACUACAUUUGAUGGCAGCUGUAAAAACUCAUCUGUGGCCUCUCUCUUUACAUAGACUUAAACCAAGCAAAGUACUGAAUGGUGCUGGUAAAUGAAUGGUGUUCAUUUCCUAAAGGCUCUUCAGUUUUGCUGAUUUCUUUUAUUAAUAUGCAAAUUUUAUAUUGCCUAUACUGUUAGGUUUUCAAGUGGCAUCACCUUCCAAAAAGCAAGGUUCCCCCCCCCCCCCCAAGUAAUUUUCUAUCUUUUUUGACUUCUUAAUAAGGAAAUGACAUUUAAGAGCCGACUUCAGUUACAAAUUAUGGGUAAAAUCCUGACCAGUUAACACAGUGGGAAAUGAAAACAUUAUGUGGAAUAUUUCACCAGCAGCUCAUGUCAUCUAAAAAUCAUCACAAAAACAGCUGAGGGUGAGAAGAUGAUUCUAGAGCUACAAUAGAACAAAAUCCACAAUAGUGUGAUACCUAAGAAACAAAAACAGAAUAGAUUUUCAGACCAGUGCUUACCAUGGAGUAAGUGCUGGUAAAACCCUGCUAAACCAUUUAAGAAGCGCAUGUGUGUGAAAGC